Messenger RNA from Melanotaenia boesemani (Boeseman's rainbowfish), 1206 nucleotides. RefSeq names its product integrator complex subunit 6 homolog. The record is from RefSeq and is a predicted model, not a curated record. Lineage: Eukaryota; Metazoa; Chordata; Actinopteri; Atheriniformes; Melanotaeniidae. Bases 47 to 409 code for a protein of 120 amino acids. The transcript has 2 exons.
GUCAGAGAGGAAAACACACGUGCGCAGACAGAAUAAAGCACUGUUGAUGGUGAGAGGACACCCUGGGACAUCCAGCAUGAAGUUCCUGGUCCUGGAGCUGGUUUCUAUCUGUCUACUGGGAUCUGGGAUCUGCUUGGAGCUGAUGUCCAGAGACAACAUGGACAGAAGUGUGUCCAAUAGCAUCUCCAUUAAUUCCACUGUGACCCCCAACACCACCUUCACCACCAUCAGCACCACUCAGUCCAGUGGAGGGAGCUCCCAGUCCCCCAGAACGUCCUCUUCCUCCUCUUCCUCCUCCUCCUCUCAGGCCACAGCUGCCGCCAGAGGACAGAGUACAGAAUUCACCUCCAUAGGUCUGCUGCUGGGAUCCUUCAGCCUCCUCCUCUUCUUCCUCCAUCACAUCUGUUAGCCUCCUCCUUCUCCAUCACUCUCCUCCUCCUUCGUUGUCCCCCUCUUCCUCCUGCAGGUAUCUGCAUGUGUGUGUAGAUGCUGUUCAUCACCAGCUGUUUCAUGAUGAACUUGAUGCUUUGAUGUGUUGAUUUAUUUAUGUGAAGUAAACAUCAUAAACAUCCUCCUCCUGCUGUUUGUAGUUCAUGUUUGUAAACAACCUGCAGAAAGUUUUAUGUAAACAAUAAACUAUUUUUACUCGUCAAGAAAUAUUUUAAUUCAAAAUCAGAAAAUAUUGUGUGUACACGAGAGAACUAACAGCUACCAACAGGUACCAUCAGCUACUAACAGGUACCAUCAGCUACUAACAGGUACUAUAAGCUACAAACAGGUACUAUCAGCCACUAGCAGGUACUAUCAGCUACUAAGAGGUACUAUCAGCUACUAACGGGUACCAUCAACUACUAAGAGGCCCUAAUAGGUACUGUCAGCUACUAACAGGUACCAUCAGCUACUAACAAGUACUAUCAGGCACUAACAGGUACUAUAAGCUACAAACAGGUACUAUCAGCUACUAACGGGUACCAUCAACUACUAAGAGGCCCUAAUAGGUACUAUCAGCUACUAACAGGUACCAUCAGCUACUAACAAGUACUAUCAGGCACUAACAGGUACUAUAAGCUACAAACAGGUACUAUCAGCCACUAGCAGGUACUAUCAGCUACUAAGAGGCACUAUCAGCUACUAACAGGUACUAACGGGUACCAUCAGCCACUAACAGGUACUAUUAGCUACUAAAUGGUUCCAUCAGCUACUCAC